UAUACUGAAACUUACAGUGUUCAUGAUUCUGAACAGAAAUAAAAAACUGGUAUAUUCCAACAAUUUCCAUUGUAUCGUGUCUCACAUUGGUUUGAAACGCAGAGGCCAAAAGAAGAAUAAUUGAAUAGAAUAGCUAGAAAAAAAAUAUUUAUUAUUUAUUUUGGAGAUUGACAUAGUCGAGCAAAAUUGUAAAUAAUUAUCUAAUGGAUGGAAUUUGGAUUCAUACGAUCAUUUCCUCAUAGAAGGUAGUAUACAAAUAUCAUAAUGGAGGGAUCACAAUCAUCUUCAAGUAGAGAAAUAACUCGAGAAGAGUAUAUAAACAGCUUGAACCAGUGGCUUGAUAGUGCCAGAUUAUGGGGUGAAUAUUCAAGACAUUAUUUCCUAUGCUCCGGUUUGGCAAACGAAAAUACACCUUCUUUUCCAAGUCCAAAUCUUGAUCCAUCCAGAUUAAGACAGCAGCAGCUGGGUGCACAAAAUGGUCCUAGAAAUCCACGAUUUGCACCUGGAACCCAUGAAUUUGUUAUUCCUCCUAUGUGGAAGCGAUUGGUUGCAGAGCUCCUAGACUUCGCAAUACUGUUGAUAAUAAAAUUGAUAUUGACAUUUGCUGCUGUAGAAACCUUCAAUUUUGUAACCGUUGAAAAUUUGGGCCUUGCCACAAUUGAAAAAUAUUUACAAAAUCCAAGGAUGGCAAUGCAAAUGUAUAUGGAGACAUUGAGUUUAGAACUUUUGCAUCGAUGUGUUGUUUGUUGCUACGAGGUCUAUUGGUUGAGAGGUGGGCUUUGUGCCACUCCAGGCAAAAGGUACAUGGGAUUGAUGGUCAUACAAGUUGAUGAUAUCCUCCCUGUACCUGGCCAUUUAGAAAAUAAAGUGAGGGUAACUUCCUGUUCUAGUCUUGGAUUCCAAAAUGCAUUAACAAGGGCCAUUUUAAAAAACUUGUUUAUAGCAUUUCUGUUACCAAUAUGUGUCACCAUGUACAUCUUCCGAUAUAAUCGUACAGGGUAUGACUUAAUGUCCAAAAGUCUUGUGGUUGAAUAUAAUCCGAAUGUGCAUCCAAUUGAUUAAUUACCAAUUUUUUUUUAUAUGAGUAACAACAUUGUUAUAUCAAUAAAUAAAAUAUUUUGUUACA
This is a messenger RNA of Coccinella septempunctata (seven-spotted ladybird), 1126 nucleotides long. Its product is annotated as protein FAM8A1. The record is from RefSeq and is a predicted model, not a curated record. NCBI's taxonomy places the organism in Eukaryota, Metazoa, Arthropoda, Insecta, Coleoptera, Coccinellidae. Bases 265 to 1062 code for a protein of 265 amino acids. The transcript has 4 exons.